Molecule: messenger RNA, 10520 nt
Organism: Oncorhynchus mykiss (rainbow trout)
Lineage: Eukaryota; Metazoa; Chordata; Actinopteri; Salmoniformes; Salmonidae
Source: RefSeq, a predicted model, not a curated record
AAAGCCCAAUGCUCCACUCUGACAUUCGUCCUCUGUGAAUGGUACGCUAAUACAACUUGAUGUUCUUGCACGCUUGAGCUGGAGACUUCUGUGCAGAAUGAUGACAGCAAACUGGUUGUUUCUUCUCUUGGUGAUCAUCUCAGGUAGAGAAGAAUGUUUUGCAGGAUUGGUUGUAACCAGCUGUGGUGUGUGUGAUAUGGGGGAGGACUGUAUCAGUGCUGGUGGAACAUCUUGCUGUGCAGACCCCUGCCAGCACUACACCGUACUUAAUGACGGCUGGCGUGCCACCAACAACAACGCCAACGUUUAUGGCGAGCACUGCGACAAGGAUGUCAACUGGCAGGGAUGGUAUCGCCUGUUCCUGGGGAACACCAGUGUUCAGAUGCCAGAGAGGUGUGUGGACAGUUACAUGUGUGGGACCGCCUUCCCCAUGUGGCUCACGGAUCCCCAUCCCCAGGUGUUAGACGGGGUGGUUCAGAGGGGUGUCUGUGGGAGCUGGUAUGGUGACUGCUGCUACUGGAGGCAAAAUCCCAUCCAUGUCAAAGCCUGCUAUGGAAACUACUAUGUCUACAAGUUUGUCCCUACAACAACAUGCAACAUGGCCUACUGUGCAGACGUCAACACCAAGGUGUGUUCUACCUGUAGAGAUGAUGACACCUGUAUGAGUGAGGAUAAGAUCACCUGGAGGUGUGAGAGGAAAGUCACCCUCAUCUCAUUUUACUCUCUCAAAGAGCAAUCUUCUACAACUACCUGUAAACCCACAACUACAUCGACAAAAACUACUCUUGUACCUGGAACCACCACCACAACUCCUUUACCUGGAUCCAACACCACAACUCCUGUACCUGGAACUACCACCACAACUCCUGUACCUGGAACUACCACCACAACUCCUGUACCUGGAACCAUCAGCACAACUCCUGUACCUGGAACCAACACCACAACUCCUGUACCUGGAACCAACACCACAACUCCUGUACCUGGAACCCCAAAUCUAGUACCUGGAACCAUCACCACAACUCCUGAACCUGGAACCACCACCACAACUCCUGUACCUGGAACCAUCAACACAACUCCUGUACCUGGAACCAAUACCACAACUCCUGUACCUGAAACCACCCCCACAACUAUUGUACCUGGAACCAUCACCACAACUCCUGUACCUGGAACCCCAAAUCUAGUACCUGGAACCACCACCACAACUCCUGUACCUGGAACCACCACCACAACUCCAGUACCUGAAACCAACACCACAACUCCUGUACCUGGAACCCCAAAUCUAGUACCUGGAACCACCACCACAACUCCUGUACCUGGAACCACCACCACAACUCCAGUACCUGAAACCAACACCACAACUCCUGUACCUGGAACCAUCACCACAAUUCCUGUACCUGGAACCCCAAAUCUAGUACCUGGAACCAUCACCACAACUCCAGUACCUGGAUCCCCCAACACAACUCCAGUUCCUGGAACCAUCACCACAACUCCUGUAGCCGGAACCAUCACCACAACCCCUGUACCUGGGUCCACCACCACAACUCCAGUACCUGGAACCAACACCACAACUACUGUACCUGGAACCAUCACCACAACUCCAGUACCUGAAACCAUCACCACAACUCCAGUACCUGAAACCAUCACCACAACUCCUGUACCUGGAACCCCAAAUCUAGUACCUGGAUCCCCCACCACAACUCCUGUACCUGGAACCAACACCACAACUACUGUACCUGGAACCAACACCACAACUACUGUACCUGGAACCAUCACCACAACUCCAAUACCUGAAACCAUCACCACAACUCCUGUACCUGGAACCCCAAAUCUAGUACCUGGAACCAUCACCACAACUUCAGUACCUGGAUCCCCCACCACAACUUCUGUACCUGGAACCAACACCACAACUACUGUACCUGGAACCAACACCACAACUACUGUACCUGGAACCAUCACCACAACCCCUGUACCUGGAACCAUCAACACAACUCCUGUACCUGGAACCCCCAACACAACUCCAGUUCCUGGAACAAUGACCACAACUCCUGUACCUGGAACCACCACCACAACUCCUGUACCUGGAACCACCACCACAACUCCUGUACCUGGAACCAUCAACACAACUCCUGUACCUGGAACCAACACCACAACUUCUCUACCUGGAACCAUCACCACAACUCCUGUACCUGGAACAAACACCGCAACUCCUGUACCUGGAACCCCAAAUCUAGUACCUGGAAACAUCUCCACAAGUCCUGUACCUGAAACCAACACCACAACUCCUGUACCUGGAACACGAAAUCUAGUACCUGGAACCAUAACCACAACUCCUGUACCUGGAACCGCAAAUCUAGUACCUGGAACCAUAACCACAACUCCUGUACCUGGAACCCCAAAUCUAGUACCUGGAAACAUCACCACAAGUCCUGUACCUGAAAACAUCACCAUAAUUCCUGUACCUGAAACCAACACCACAACUCCUGUACCUGGAACUGCAAAUCUAGUACCUGGAACCAUAACCACAACUCCUGUACCUGGAACCCCAAAUCUAGUGCCUGGAACCAUAACCACAACUCCUGUACCUGGAACCCCAAAUCUAGUACCUGGAACCACCGCCACAACUCCUGUACCUGGAACCAUCACCACAACUCCUGUACCUGGAACCACCACUGCAACUCCUGUACCUGGAACCAUCACCACAACUCCUGUACCUGGAACCCCAAAUCUAGUACCUGGAACCAUCACCACAACUCCUGUACCUCGAACGACCACCACAACUCCUGUACCUGGAACGACCACCACAACUCCUGUACCUGAAACCCCAACCACAACUCCAGUACCUGGAACCAACACCACAACUACUGUACCUGGAACACCAAAUCUAGUACCUGGAACCAACACCACAACUCCUGUACCUGGAACGACCACCACAACUCCUGUACCUGAAACCCCAACCACAACUCCAGUACCUGGAACCAACACCACAACUACUGUACCUGGAACCCCAAAUCUAGUACCUGGAACCAACACCACAACUCCUGUACCUGGAACCCCAAAUCUAGUACCUGGAAACAUAACCACAACUCCUGUACCUGGAACCAUCACCACAACUCCUGUACCUGGAACCAUCACCACAACUCCUGUACCUGGAACCAUAACCACAACUCCUGUACCUGGAACCAUCACCACAACUCCUGUACCUGAAACCACCACCACAACUCCUGUACCUGGAACCCCAAAUAUAGUACCUGGAACCAUCACCAUAACUCCAGUACCUGAAACCCCAAAUCGAGUACCUGGAACCAUCACCACAACUCCUGUACAUGGAACGACCACGACAUCUCCUGUACCUGGAACGACCACCACAACUCCUGUACCUGAAACCCCAACCACAACUCCUGUACCUGGAACCAACACCACAACUACUGUACCUGGAACCACCACUGCAACUCCUGUACCUGGAACCAUCACCACAACUCCUGUACCUGAAACCCCAACCACAACUCCAGUACCUGGAACCAACACCACAACUACUUUACCUGGAACAACCACUGCAAAUCCUGUACCUGGAACCAUCACCACAACUCCUGUACCUGGAACCCCAAAUCUAGUACCUGGAACCAUCACCACAACUCCUGUACCUGGAACGACCACCACAACUCCUGUACCUGGAACGACCACCACAACUUCUGUACCUGAAACCCCAACCACAACUCCAGUACCUGGAACCAUCACCACAACUACUGUACCUGGAACCCCAAAUCUAGUACCUGGAACCAACACCACAACUCCUGUACCUGGAACGACCACCACAACUCCUGUACCUGAAACCCCAACCACAACUCCAGUACCUGGAACCAACACCACAACUACUUUACCUGGAACCCCAAAUCUAGUACCUGGAACCAACACCACAACUCCUGUACCUGGAACCCCAAAUCUAGUACCUGGAACCAUAACCACAACUCCUGUACCUGGAACCAUCACCACAACUCCUGUACCUGGAACAAUCACCACAACUCCUGUACCUGGAACCAUCACCACAACUCCUGUACCUGGAACCCCAAAUCUAGUACCUGGAUCCCCCACCGCAACUCCUGUACCUGGAACCAACACCACAACUACUGUACCUGGAACCAACACCACAACUACUGUACCUGGAACCAACACCACAACUACUGUACCUGGAACCAUCACCACAACUCCUGUACCUGGAACCACCACUGCAACUCCUGUACCUGGAACCAUCACCACAACUCCUGUACCUGGAACCCCAAAUCUAGUACCUGGAACCAUCACCACAACUCCUGUACCUCGAACGACCACCACAACUCCUGUACCUGGAACGACCACCACAACUCCUGUACCUGAAACCCCAACCACAACUCCAGUACCUGGAACCAACACCACAACUACUGUACCUGGAACACCAAAUCUAGUACCUGGAACCAACACCACAACUCCUGUACCUGGAACGACCACCACAACUCCUGUACCUGAAACCCCAACCACAACUCCAGUACCUGGAACCAACACCACAACUACUGUACCUGGAACCCCAAAUCUAGUACCUGGAACCAACACCACAACUCCUGUACCUGGAACCCCAAAUCUAGUACCUGGAAACAUAACCACAACUCCUGUACCUGGAACCAUCACCACAACUCCUGUACCUGGAACCAUCACCACAACUCCUGGACCUGGAACCAUAACCACAACUCCUGUACCUGGAACCAUCACCACAACUCCUGUACCUGAAACCACCACCACAACUCCUGUACCUGGAACCCCAAAUAUAGUACCUGGAACCAUCACCAUAACUCCAGUACCUGAAACCCCAAAUCGAGUACCUGGAACCAUCACCACAACUCCUGUACCUGGAACGACCACGACAUCUCCUGUACCUGGAACGACCACCACAACUCCUGUACCUGAAACCCCAACCACAACUCCUGUACCUGGAACCAACACCACAACUACUGUACCUGGAACCACCACUGCAACUCCUGUACCUGGAACCAUCACCACAACUCCUGUACCUGAAACCCCAACCACAACUCCAGUACCUGGAACCAACACCACAACUACUUUACCUGGAACAACCACUGCAAAUCCUGUACCUGGAACCAUCACCACAACUCCUGUACCUGGAACCCCAAAUCUAGUACCUGGAACCAUCACCACAACUCCUGUACCUGGAACGACCACCACAACUCCUGUACCUGGAACGACCACCACAACUUCUGUACCUGAAACCCCAACCACAACUCCAGUACCUGGAACCAUCACCACAACUACUGUACCUGGAACCCCAAAUCUAGUACCUGGAACCAACACCACAACUCCUGUACCUGGAACGACCACCACAACUCCUGUACCUGAAACCCCAACCACAACUCCAGUACCUGGAACCAACACCACAACUACUUUACCUGGAACCCCAAAUCUAGUACCUGGAACCAACACCACAACUCCUGUACCUGGAACCCCAAAUCUAGUACCUGGAACCAUAACCACAACUCCUGUACCUGGAACCAUCACCACAACUCCUGUACCUGGAACAAUCACCACAACUCCUGUACCUGGAACCAUCACCACAACUCCUGUACCUGGAACCCCAAAUCUAGUACCUGGAUCCCCCACCGCAACUCCUGUACCUGGAACCAACACCACAACUACUGUACCUGGAACCAACACCACAACUACUGUACCUGGAACCAACACCACAACUACUGUACCUGGAACCAUCACCACAACUCCAGUACCUGAAACCAUCACCACAACUCCUGUACCUGGAACCCCAAAUCUAGUACCUGGAACCAUCACCACAACUUCAGUACCUGGAUCCCCCACCACAACUCCUGUACCUGGAACCAACACCACAACUACUGUACCUGGAACCAUCACCACAACUCCAGUACCUGAAACCAUCACCACAACUCCUGUACCUGGAACCCCAAAUCUAGUACCUGGAACCAUCACCACAACUUCAGUACCUGGAUCCCCUACCACAACUCCUGUACCUGGAACCAACACCACAACUACUGUACCUGGAACCAACACCACAACUACUGUACCUGGAACCAUCACCACAACUCCUGUACCUGAAACCAUCACCACAACUCCAGUACCUGGAUCUCCCACCAUAACUCCUGUACCUGGAACCCAAAAUCUAGUACCUGGAACCAUCAACACAACUCCUGUACCUGGAACCAACACCACAAGUCCUGUACCUGAAACCAUCACCACAAUUCCUGUACCUGAAACCAACACCACAACUCCUGUACCUGGAACCCCAAAUCUAGUACCUGGAACCAUAACCACAACUUCUGUACCUGGAACCACAAAUCUAGUACCUGGAACCAUAACCACAACUCCUGUACCUGGAACCCCAAAUCUAGUACCUGGAACCAUAACCACAACUCCUGUACCUUUAACCAUCACCACAACUCCUGUACCUGGAACAAUCACCACAACUCCUGUGCCUGGAACCCCAAAUCUAGUACCUGGAACCAUCACAACAACUCCUGUACCUGGAACCACCACCACAACUCCUGUACCUGGAACCACCACCACAACUCCUGUACCUGAAACCACCAACACAACUCCUGUACCUGGAACCAUCACCACAACUACUGUACCUGGAAUCAUCAUCACAAAUCCUGUACCUGGAAUCCCAAUUCCUGUACCUGGAUCCCCAAAUCUAGUACCUGGAUCCAUCAUCAUAUAUCCUGUACCUGGAUCCAUCACCACAACUCCUGUACCUGGAACCACGACCACAACUCCUGUACCUGAAAUCACCACCACAACCCCUGUACAUGGUACCCCAAAUGUAGUACCUGGAACCAUAACCACAACUCCUGUACCUCGAACCCCAAAUCUAGUACCUGAAACCAUCACCACAAUUCCUGUACCUGGAACCCCAAAUAUAGUACCUGGAACCAUUACCACAACUCCUGUACCUGGAACCCCAAAUCUAGUACCUGGAAACAUUACCACAACUCCUGUACCUGGAACCCCAAAUAUAGUACCUGAAACCAUUACCACAACUACUGUACCUGGAACCACCACCACAACUCCUGUACUUGGAACCCCAAAUCUAGUACCUGGAACCAUCACCACAUCCCCUGUACCUGGAACCCAAAAUAUAGUACCUGGAACCAUCACCACAACUCCUGUAUCUGGAACCACCACCACAACUCCAGAACCUGAAACCACCACUGCAACUCCAGUACCUGGAACCAACACCACAACUCCUGUACCUGGAACCAUCACCACAACUCCUGUACCUGGAACCACCACUGCAACUCCUGUACCUGGAACCAUCACCACAACUCCUGUACCUGGAACCCCAAAUCUAGUAACAGGAAACACCACCACAACUCCUGUACCUGAAACCCCCACCACAACUCCAGUACCUGAAACCCCCACCACAACUGCAGUACCUGGAACCAACACCACAACUACUGUACCUGGAACCCCAAAUCUAGUACCUGGAACCACCACCACAACUCCUGUACCUGGAACCCCAAAUCUAGUACCUGGAACCAUAACCACAACUCUUGAACCAAGAACCAUCACCACAACUCCUGUACCUGGAACCAUCACCAUAACUCCAGUACCUGGAACCACCACCACAACUCCUGUACCUGGAACCAUCACCACAACUCCUGUACCUGGAACCACCACUGCAACUCCUGUACCUGGAACCAUCACCACAACUCCUGUACCUGGAACCCCAAAUCUACUACCUGGAACCAUCACCACAACUCCUGUACCUGGAAUGACCACCACAACUCCUGUACCUGGAACCCCAAAUCUAAUACCUGGAACCAUCACCACAACUCCUGUACCUGGAACCCCAAAUCUAGUACCUGGAACCAUCACCACAACUCCUGUACCUGGAAUGACCACCACAACUCCAGUACCUGAAACCCCCACCACAACUGCAGUACCUGGAACCAACACCACAACUACUGUACCUGGAACCCCAAAUCUAGUACCUGGAACCACCACCACAACUCCUGUACCUGGAACCCCAAAUCUAGUACCUGGAACCAUAACCACAACUCUUGAACAAAGAACCAUCACCACAACUCCUGUACCUGGAACCAUCACCACAACUCCUGUACCUGGAACCAUCACCACAACUCCUGUACCUGGAACCACCACCACAACUCCUGUACCUGAAACCACCACCGCAACUCCUGUACCUGGAACCAACACCACAACUACUGUACCUGAAACCACCACCACAACUCCUGUACCUGGAACCCCAAAUCUAGUACCUGGAACCAUCACCAUAACUCCAGUACCUGGAACCACCACCACAACUCCUGUACCUGGAACCAUCACCACAACUCCUGUACCUGGAACCACCACUGCAACUCCUGUACCUGGAACCAUCACCACAACUCCUGUACCUGAAACCCCAAAUCUAGUACCUGGAACCAUCACCACAACUCCUGUACCUGGAAUGACCACCACAACUCCUGUACCUGGAACCCCAAAUCUAGUACCUGGAACCAUCACCAUAACUCCAGUACCUGAAACCCCCACCACAACUCCAGUACCUGAAACCAACACCACAACUACUGUACCUGAAACCACCACCACAACUCCUGUACCUGGAACCCCAAAUCUAGUACCUGGAACCAUAACCACAACUCUUGAACCAAGAACCAUCACCACAACUCCUGUACCUGGAACCAUCACCAUAACUCCAGUACCUGGAACCACCACCACAACUCCUGUACCUGGAACCAUCACCACAACUCCUGUACCUGGAACCACCACUGCAACUCCUGUACCUGGAACCAUCACCACAACUCCUGUAGUACCUGGAAUAACCACCACAACUCCUGUACCUGGAACCUCAAAUCUAGUACCUGGAAUCAUCACCAUAACUCCAGUACCUGAAACCCCCACCACAGCUCCAGUACCUGGAACCAACACCACAACUACUGUACCUGGAACCCCAAAUCUAGUACCUGGAACCACCUCCACAACUCCUGUACCUGAAACCAUCCCCACAACUCCUGUACUUGAAACCACCACCACAACUCCAGUACCUGGAUCCCCCACCACAACUCCUGUACCUGGAACCCCAAAUCUAGUACCUGAAACCACCACCACAACUCCUGUACCUGAAACCACCACCACAACUCCUGUACCUGGAACACCAAAUCUAGUACCUGGAACCAUCACCACAACUCCUGUACCUGAAACCACCACCACAACUCCUGUACCUGAAACCACCACCACAACUCCUGUACCUGGAACCAUCACCACAACUCCUGUACCUGAAACCACCACCACAACUCCAGUACCUGAAACCAUCACCACAACUCCUGUACCUGAAACCACCACCACAACUCCAGUACCUGAAACCACCACCACAACUCCAGUACCCAGAUCCACAACUGCUGUACCUGGUACCCCCAUCACAACUCCAGUACCUGGAACCCCAAAUAUAGUACCUGGAACCCCCACCACAACUCUAGUACCUGAAACUACCACUACAACAACUGGCCCAAUACCUGUCACCACCAUCAAGGAACCUACGCGUCCUCCUAUCACGGCCCCAGAGCUGGUGUGUGGGUGGAGCCUGGUACAGGUGGGUCUAAACAGGGCCCACUUGGAGGCUGCUGGUCGGAACGCUUCCUCUGCCCACCUGGCUGACAGACGCUGCUCUGCCCACCAGGAGGCUAACGGCACAGUGUGGUACCAGGUGGAGCGACGGGAGGGACUCUGUGGAAACACUCUGGAGACUAACACCACCCAUGCUGUCUACUCCAACAGCUUAUUAGUUUAUCCAGUAGAUGGGAGAAACGACUCUCUCUCCCGACCCGUGAGCUAUCCUCUCUCAUGUGUCUAUCCCCUGGAGACAGAGAGCAGACUGGAUGUGGCCCUCAGACACUACCUACUACCUGGUAAUGGAGUUGUUAGAGUCGGUGCCAAAGCCAGAGCUUCCAUGUCUCUGUACCUUAACUCCAACUACACAGAGCCUUACCCAGCAGGCAGAGUCAUCUUGCCGGUGGGCUCCACCCUGCAUGUGGGCGUGUCUGUACGGGUGGGCGUGUCUGUAGAGGAGUCCGAGGCAGAGCGUUAUGUGGUCGUUCUAGACAACUGCUACGCCACGGAAUCCCCCAGUCCUGAUGACCUUCCGCGAUUCUACAUGAUUCAACACAGGUGUCCUAGCAAUCGAACCCAGGUGAGGGUGGAGGAGAGCGGCUCGUCUCUCAGGGCUCGCUUCUCUGCUCUGCUGUUCCUGUACCAGGGGGACUACCGGGACGUCUUCCUGCACUGCAGACUCAGCCUGUGUGAUCAGAGGAGGUCCUCCUGCACUCCAGUGUGUUCCAGGAGGAGAUCCCGCUCUGUGUCCAAGUCCGUCCCCCUCAAGCUCCUCACUAUUGGGCCAAUCACCUGGGCCCAGAGUCUGGACUGAGCCUUGGGAAUCCCCCCCAGGGGCCCAGAGUCUGGACUGAGCCUUGGGACCCCCCCCCCCCCCCCCCCCCAGG